Molecule: messenger RNA, 1647 nt
Organism: Aspergillus nidulans FGSC A4
Lineage: Eukaryota; Fungi; Ascomycota; Eurotiomycetes; Eurotiales; Aspergillaceae
Exons: 5
Coding region: 1-1647 (548 amino acids)
Cellular component (GO): membrane
Source: RefSeq, a predicted model, not a curated record
AUGUUCUGCGGUUGCAUGAUCGGCGGGUCUCUCUGGGGAACAGGGAAGCAUCUCUUUGAGCUGACUUCCGAGCAACGAACUACUGCAAUGGAAUACUGGUGGUUCUGCAAUAUCUCAUACGCCGUCUCCUCCGUGCUUGCCAAAGUAUCCGUUUGCAUCUUUCUCCUCCGCGUGAUGCCCUUCCCCUGCCAUCGGGCAGCACUCUAUACGGUCACGGUUCUCGCAGUUUGCAGUGGCAUACCAUUCUUCGUCCUGUUGGUCAUACAGUGCUCUCCUGUCUCAUUCUGGUGGACUCGGAUGAGGGGCGAUACAAAUGGACACUGUGGAUAUGUCGACGCUAUAGCAAUAAUGUUGUACAUAUUCAGUGCUUCGUCGGCGCUCUUCGAUUUCACAGUAGCUUUGCUGCCUGUUAUCCUCGUCCGCAAUCUGCAGAUGAAUCGACGGACUAAGGCAGCUGUUGCGGGUCUUCUGGGGAUGGCAUGUGUGUGCGUCAUUCCAUUGUUUCUCCUUGCUGAUGUCUUCUUUGGUAUGCUAAGAGCAGGCAAAUGUAGUGCGAGCAUCGCCAUCAUCAUUCGGUUAGCUUUCGUUCAGACAAUCCAUGACCCUGACUAUCUUUACGGAACCGUUCAAAUUGCAAUCUGGUCCUGCAUAGAGGUCGGCCUUUCCAUAACAGCGGGGUCCCUCGCAACAACCCGCCCCUUGUUUCGCAUCCUCCACAAUCGGUCCUCUUCCCCAUACAACCCCUUCGACGACCCUUCGACCCCUAGCAAUGACCGAAACAAGCAUCGCCGCUCCAUAUCCUGGUCUGAACCUUAUCCUAGCUCCCGAUCCAGACGCACCUCAAACCGCAUUCUUGCCCUUGAAAAUGACCUCGGCUUCAACUUUGGUUCCGGCCGAAACAACUCAAUCUCGACCUCGAGUCGUCGUCGCUCUCGUUCUUCAAAGUCUACAUCUCGUCCCAGUACAAGCCGCAACAAACGCCGCAGCGGCGUCACAACCGAGGGCCGGCCAAGCUCUAACUUCUAUGAACCGUAUAUCGGCGUAGAGAUGUUGAAGAUGCAGUCGACCACUGACGUGGAAGGCGGCCGGACAGAUGACACUGAAGGGUCGUCACACCCUGCUCCUGGCACGGAACUGUUGGACCCAACUACCGACCCUAAUUCUUCUGGUCUUGGUGAAUUUGCCGGACGGCCGGAGGGCCUUCAGACAGCAGCGUCGAACUAUACCGCACACCUCACCACCGCUGUAAUGCGCCCACGACGUUGGACGUCACGAGAUGGAUUAGCGGAGAUAGGCAGCACUCUAGCUGUGGUCUGGGAGACUACUCCUGAAGUGAAGGCCCAUUGCGUCAAGGAGUGCAGUGUUCAAGCCAGUUCGUUGCAUUACUUCCUUGCGGGCAGUAGCGAGUCUGAACUUUAUCGCCAACGGCCCAUGAGGUCGUACCGCGCAGGCGGCGAAUGUUCGCGCUUUUUUUUUCUCACAAUUGGGGUCUUAGUGCAAUUGGAUGGCCAGAAGAGCAAGGUUAGGAUCAGCAGUAUUUUCUCCCCAUUUUCCACCUUUUACUGUAUAGCGCUCUCUCAGGGCUGCCGCAAGUACGCCGACCAUGGUAGAAUUCUGUCCACUAUUAAAGCUACUCGACCUUACUGA